Molecule: messenger RNA, 1356 nt
Organism: Recurvomyces mirabilis
Lineage: Eukaryota; Fungi; Ascomycota; Dothideomycetes; Mycosphaerellales; Teratosphaeriaceae
Exons: 2
Coding region: 1-1356 (451 amino acids)
Molecular function (GO): S-adenosylmethionine-dependent methyltransferase activity
Source: RefSeq, a predicted model, not a curated record
AUGUCCACGGAGGAAUCAAGCUCCGACCUGGAAGUCGUCUCCAAGGACAUGGCCGGUUCAACGUUGAGCGAGAGUGUAGACAGCAAGUUAACCACUCCCGAGGAGAGCCCAAAUGUACUACACGCAGACUCGGAUACUAGAGUCUACUCUGAGAAGGAAGUCACGAAGCUCGACGCAGCCGCCACGAAUGGAGAUUCUGGCGACUAUCUCAACGGCACGGUAGACGCAAAGACCAACGGAAGUGCCUCCGCCUUGAUGAGUCCACUAUAUGAGCCUCUCAACCUGGAUGCGGUCCUAUCCGACACCGGCGGCAGAACAGGGCUGCAGCGUGCUCCCUCCAUCUUGCAGCGAGCACACGAUGUUGGUAACAACUGGGAGCUAUACAGACGAGCCGGCCCACGCUACCCGACUUCUCUGGAACAUCUCAUCAUGAAGUACCACCAACACCACAGCAACUCGUGGCAGCUCGCUCAUGACCUUGGUGCAGGAUCUGGAGUCUAUGCUAGCACGCUCGCCAACUUCUUCCGGCAUAUUCACAUCUCGGACCCGACUGCCUCAGGUGUAGCUACAUCCCGGAAGUUUCUGACCGAGUACAACGCCAAGCAUCCAGAGAAACGUGGACGAUUCACAUUCUCGUCAAAUGCGCCGGAGGAGGCAGAAGAAAGCUUCGCAGAUGGCUCCGUCGACCUCGCCAUCAUUAUGGAGUCCGCACACUUCACCGAUGCGGAGAAGACUGUGCGCAGUGUAGCCGCUACACUCGCACCCAAAGGCACCCUGGCGAUAGUCACGCAUCGUCCAGUCUCUCGCGUAGCAGGCAAUCAAGAUGUCGCCGCAGCGGUGGAGCGCCUCUUCACAGCCUGGGGUCGCCGACCAUGGGAGAUCGCGUGUGGGACUGAUACCAAAUCCCAGCAGCAGUUCAACCUCGGUCUCGACUUCGUCCCGGUCCCGGACGACCUUUUCGCACGCGAGAAGACACGACGGAUCACCAUCAACGCCCACGCCAAGCCACGAGACUUCUUCCGUGUCCCCGGCUUGGACGACGAGACCUCGCACCAUGAGAAUGGAAUGUCCACUCUCAGCCACCAAGAAAUGUAUGACAUUCCUUGCUCCCGGGUCGAUGGAAAGGAGAAAUGCAUCGCAUACGACGGCGAGGAUGAGCAAGCUCGAGGCUGGAGAUUCGAGGUAGGCUGGGAGAGUUUCAGGACGAGGAUAGCGUUGCUCGACUCCCCCGACACGGUCAGGAGAUUGGAGCCGCACCUGAAUGAGGUGAAGGAGUUGAUCAUGAAGACCAGCCCGAAUGGAGUUACCGUGGUGAUUGAGUGGGCUGUUUCUGUCAUCUUGGCAUCGAGGAACUAG